AUCGUUUGUCAUCAAUAAAACCCGAAGUGACAGAUAGUUCUUCUACAAACGUCGCAAAUAGGACAGGAAACACAGAGAGUCCGUUCUCAAAUACCAGUUUAGGAUAUACAGUUCAACCAAAUAACAACAGAACGGAAGAAAUAAUACCUUCCAAAGACGACAUUGUUAAAAACACAACAAUACCAGUUGUAGAUGGUAACAGAACCAUAGAAGCAGAAUCAACAACACAUAGAAGUCUCAAAACAACAACAACAACAACAGCUGAACCAGCCACCGUUUGUCCUCCCCAAAACGGGAAAUUUCCAGUUUUUCUCCCUCAUACAGAAAACUGCUCGCUGUACUAUGUUUGUGACAAUGGAUUACCAAAGUUAAUGGGUUGCCCCUCACCCCUUCACUUCAACCGACAACUUAAUGUAUGUGACUAUGAGUGGAGAGCUGGCUGUUCUAAAAAUGGUCUGAAAACAACAACAACAACUGAACCAGCCAACGUUUGUCCUCCCCAAAACGGGAAAUUUCCGGUUUUUCUCCAUCACACUGAAAACUGCUUUCUGUACUAUGUUUGUGACAAUGGAUUACCAAAAUUAAUGCGUUGCCCAGCACCCCUUCACUUCAACCGAGAACUUAAUGUAUGUGACUAUGAGUGGAAAGCUGGUUGUUCUAUGAAGGGAACGACUCGAUGGACUCUUCAACAGAAAAUAAUAUAGUGGCUUAUUGUCCUUGCAUUUAUCAGUUAUUCAGUAUUAUUCACAUCUAAUUGAUUAUAUAUAUAUAGAGCAUUUUAGAUCUUUAUUUCCUUCUUUUACAAAAAUAGAUUAAAAACUAGUUCUAAAAUGCAUAUUUCAAUUUUAAAAUAUUUGUAUCUAUUUGAUUGUU
This is a messenger RNA of Limulus polyphemus (Atlantic horseshoe crab), 873 nucleotides long. RefSeq names its product peritrophin-1-like. The record is from RefSeq and is a predicted model, not a curated record. The transcript has 4 exons. Gene Ontology annotation, cellular component: extracellular region. The annotation marks the transcript as partial. Gene Ontology annotation, molecular function: chitin binding. Lineage: Eukaryota; Metazoa; Arthropoda; Merostomata; Xiphosura; Limulidae.